GAUCCUGCAUGGCACGGAGCGGCGCCGGCACCGCCGCUCGCUACGAUGAACGAGGAGGCGGCCCAGAAGAGCGACGGCGGCGAGAAGUGCAACGGCGGCAGCCAGCGGAGGAAGAGACCCAAGAAGUCUGACAGCAAUGCAAGCUUUCUCCGAGCUGCCAGAGCUGGCAAUUUGGACAAAGUAGUGGAAUACCUGAAGAGUGGMAUAGACAUUAACACCUGUAAUCAGAAUGGACUCAAUGCUCUGCACCUGGCAGCCAAAGAAGGCCACGUGGGACUGGUACAGGAAUUGUUGGAAAGAGGCUCGGCUGUGGAUUCUGCCACUAAGAAAGGGAACACAGCCCUGCACAUUGCAUCCUUAGCAGGACAAGCUGAAGUUGUCAAAGUUCUGGUGAAGGAAGGAGCCAAUAUUAAUGCACAAUCUCAGAAUGGCUUUACUCCCUUGUACAUGGCAGCUCAAGAGAACCACAUUGAGGUGGUCAAAUAUCUCCUGGAGAAUGGAGCCAACCAAAGCACAGCUACUGAGGACGGUUUCACCCCUCUGGCUGUGGCACUGCAGCAGGGACACAACCAGGCUGUGGCCAUCCUGCUGGAGAACGACACCAAGGGCAAGGUGCGGCUGCCGGCGCUGCACAUCGCCGCCAGGAAGGACGACACCAAAUCGGCGGCGCUGCUGCUGCAGAACGACCACAACGCCGAUGUGCAGUCCAAGAUGAUGGUGAAUAGGACGACUGAGAGUGGCUUCACCCCUUUGCACAUCGCUGCACAUUAUGGAAACGUCAAYGUGGCCACGCUGCUGCUGAACCGCGGAGCUGCCGUCGACUUCACAGCAAGGAAUGGAAUCACCCCACUGCAUGUGGCUUCCAAAAGGGGAAACACAAACAUGGUGAAGCUCUUGUUGGAUCGCGGAGGGCAGAUCGAUGCCAAAACCAGGGAUGGACUCACCCCACUGCACUGUGCUGCAAGAAGUGGCCAUGACCAGGUUGUGGAGCUGCUCCUGGAGAGAGGUGCCCCGCURCUUGCACGGACCAAGAAUGGACUCUCUCCACUCCACAUGGCAGCCCAGGGGGACCAUGUGGAAUGUGUCAAGCACCUGCUGCAGCACAAGGCUCCUGUGGAUGAUGUGACCCUGGACUACCUGACCGCCCUGCACGUGGCCGCUCACUGUGGCCACUACCGUGUCACCAAACUGCUGCUGGACAAGAGAGCCAACCCCAACGCCCGUGCCCUGAAUGGUUUUACUCCACUGCACAUUGCCUGCAAGAAAAAUCGCAUCAAAGUCAUGGAACUCCUGGUGAAAUAUGGGGCUUCAAUCCAGGCUAUAACUGAGUCGGGCCUCACACCAAUACACGUGGCUGCAUUUAUGGGCCACUUGAACAUAGUCCUCCUUCUGCUGCAGAACGGAGCCUCUCCUGAUGUCACUAACAUUCGUGGAGAAACCGCGUUGCACAUGGCGGCACGUGCCGGGCAGGUGGAAGUGGUUCGCUGUCUCUUGAGGAACGGGGCCCUGGUUGAUGCCCGAGCCAGGGAAGAACAGACCCCACUGCACAUCGCCUCUCGCCUGGGCAAGACUGAGAUYGUGCAGCUGCUGCUGCAGCACAUGGCUCACCCUGAUGCUGCCACCACCAAUGGCUACACCCCUCUGCACAUCUCUGCCCGCGAGGGACAGCUCGAUGUCGCCUCUGUGCUCCUCGAGGCGGGCGCCUCCCACUCCAUGUCCACCAAGAAGGGAUUCACACCGUUGCAUGUGGCGGCCAAAUACGGGAGUCUGGAAGUGGCAAAGCUUCUGCUGCAGCGUCGUGCCUGUCCYGAUUCCGCUGGCAAGAACGGCCUCACCCCGCUGCACGUGGCGGCGCACUACGACAACCAGAAGGUGGCGCUGCUGCUGCUGGAGAAGGGCGCGUCGCCUCACGCCACCGCCAAGAAUGGAUACACCCCUCUGCAUAUCGCUGCAAAGAAAAACCAGAUGCAGAUAGCUACCACUCUGUUGAACUAUGGGGCUGAGACCAACAUUUUGACCAAGCAGGGAGUCACCCCACUUCAUUUGGCCUCCCAGGAGGGUCACACUGACAUGGUGACUUUGCUUUUGGAGAAAGGAUCCAACAUCCAUGUGGCAACAAAGGCUGGACUGACAUCCUUACACCUUGCAGCUCAAGAGGAUAAAGUGAAUGUAGCAGAAAUACUCACCAAACACGGUGCAAACCAGGAUGCUCAGACAAAGCUUGGUUAUACACCUUUAAUUGUGGCCUGUCACUAUGGAAACAUCAAAAUGGUGAAUUUUCUCCUCAAGCACGGAGCAAAUGUCAAUGCUAAAACAAAGAAUGGGUACACCCCUCUUCACCAGGCUGCUCAGCAAGGCCACACUCACAUCAUCAACGUUCUGCUGCAGCACGGGGCCAAGCCCAACGCCAUCACCACUAAUGGUAACACAGCCUUAGCCAUCGCCAGGCGCCUGGGAUACAUCUCCGUGGUCGAUACGCUGAAGGUUGUAACGGAGGAGAUCACCACCACCACAACUACUGUAACAGAGAAGCACAAGCUAAAUGUACCUGAGACAAUGACUGAGGUCCUGGAUGUGUCGGAUGAAGAAGGUGAUGACACAAUGACAGGAGAUGGAGGGGAGUACCUUAGGCCAGAAGACCUGCGGGAACUGGGAGAUGACUCUUUGCCCAGCAGCCAGUUCUUAGAUGGAAUGAACUACCUGAGGUACAGCUUGGAAGGAGGACGCUCUGACAGCCUGCGGUCCUUCAGUUCCGACAGGUCCCACACGCUGAGCCACGCCUCCUACCUGCGYGACAGCGCCAUGAUCGACGACACCGUGGUCAUCCCCAGCCAGCAGGUAACAACUCUGGCCAAAGAAGCUGAAAGAAAUUCAUAUCGUUUAAGCUGGGGCCCUGAAAACUUGGACAAUGUYGCCCUUUCUUCCAGCCCUAUUCACUCAGGCUUCCUGGUGAGCUUCAUGGUGGACGCUCGCGGCGGCGCCAUGCGGGGCUGCCGGCACAACGGGCUGCGCAUCAUCAUCCCCCCGCGGAAAUGCACGGCGCCGACGCGCGUCACCUGCCGCCUGGUGAAGCGCCACAGGCUGGCCACCAUGCCGCCCAUGGUGGAGGGAGAGGGGCUGGCCAGCCGCCUCAUCGAAGUGGGACCUUCUGGGGCGCAGUUCCUUGGUAAACUUCAUCUGCCUACGGCUCCUCCCCCACUUAAUGAGGGAGAAAGCUUGGUCAGCCGAAUCCUUCAGCUGGGGCCUCCUGGGACCAAAUUCCUUGGGCCCGUGAUUGUGGAGAUUCCCCAUUUUGCUGCCCUGCGUGGGAAGGAGAGAGAGCUGGUGAUCCUGCGCAGCGAGAACGGGGACAGCUGGAAGGAGCAUUUCUGUGAAUACACCGAGGAUGAACUGAAUGAAAUCCUGAAUGGGAUGGAUGAAGUACUUGACACUCCAGAGGAGCUUGAGAAGAAGAGGAUCUGCCGCAUCAUCACGCGGGAUUUCCCUCAGUACUUCGCAGUGGUGUCCCGGAUCAAACAGGACAGCAACCUCAUCGGGCCCGAGGGAGGGGUGCUGAGCAGCACUGUGGUCCCACAAGUGCAGGCAGUCUUCCCAGAAGGGGCUCUCACCAAGMGAAUUCGUGUUGGCCUCCAGGCUCAACCUAUGCACACUGAACUUACAAAGAAGAUUUUGGGYAACAAGGCUACCUUCAGCCCCAUAGUCACGCUGGAGCCCAGGAGAAGGAAAUUCCAYAAGCCCAUCACGAUGACAAUUCCAGUGCCCAAGGCCUCCGCCGAUGGGCUCAUGAAUGGCUACGGAGGUGACACACCCACUCUGAGGUUACURUGCAGCAUCACAGGAGGAACCACCCCUGCCCAAUGGGAAGACAUCACUGGGACAACACCACUGACAUUUGUUAAUGAAUGUGUUUCCUUCACGACRAAUGUGUCUGCCAGGUUUUGGUUGAUAGACUGUCGACAGACACAAGAAUCUGUUACUUUUGCUUCCCAAGUGUACAGAGAGAUUAUCUGUGUCCCCUACAUGGCCAAAUUYGUGGUGUUUGCCAAAUCUCAUGAUCCCAUUGAAGCACGGUUAAGAUGUUUCUGCAUGACAGAUGACAAGGUGGAUAAAACUCUAGAACAACAAGAAAACUUCGCUGAAGUUGCCAGAAGCAGGGAUGUAGAGGUAUUAGAAGGAAAACCCAUCUACGUUGACUGCUUUGGCAAUUUGGUUCCCCUCACAAAGAGUGGACAGCACCAUAUAUUCAGUUUCUUUGCCUUCAAAGAAAAUAGACUUCCUCUAUUUGUUAAGGUCCGAGAUAGCACKCAAGAGCCCUGUGGACGAUUAUCAUUCAUGAAGGAGCCAAAAUCCACCAGAGGCCUCGUUCAUCAAGCCAUAUGUAAUUUAAACAUCACUUUACCCAUUUACACAAAGGAAUCAGAUUCAGAUCCAGAACCAGAAGAGGUUGAAAUGACUUCAGAAAAAAAUGACGAGACAGAAUCUACAGAAACAUCUGUCCUGAAAAGCCAUCUGGUUAAUGAAGUCCCUGUACUAGCCAGUCCAGACCUGUUGUCUGAAGUUUCUGAGAUGAAACAAGAUCUGAUCAAAAUGACUGCCAUCCUGACAACUGAUCCUUCCGAUAAAUCCAUUAAAGUGAAAGAUCUUGAAAAAUCCGCUGAAGAAGAGCCAGGAGAACCUUUUGAAAUAGUUGAAAGAGUGAAAGAGGACUUAGARAAAGUAAAUGAGAUUCUGAGAGGUGGAUCCUAUACUAGAGAAGAGCAUGUUUUGCAGAAAUCCCUUUCCAAACAAGAACCCUUAGAAGAAGAAUGGAUCAUUGUCAGUGAUGAGGAAAUUGAAGAGGCCAGAAGAAAUGCUCCAUCAGAAGUCRCGGAGCCGAGCCGCGUAGAAGUCAGGGUAGACAAAGGGACAGCAAAAAAAGGGAAGCYGGACACGACAGGAAAGGUGCAUGUAAAAACAGACGUGCAGCCACAGGCCUCACAARGGGAGGUAGCAGAAGAGAAAUCCGGAGCUGUAGUAGUAAGCAAGGAUUCUGAAAAAAAGGGAAAAGACUCUCCAAAAACUGGGAAAGCAAGCUCACARGAGCAACAGAAGUCAGCCUCUGAAGUUAAAAAGCCUCUUAGGGCAAAAUUAAAAGAAAAGCCAAAGCCAAAGGAAAGCAAGGYGCACAGCGGCGGAGAGAAACUGAGGCUGCCUAAGCUCACUGCAGACGAGGCACCGGCUGGGGAGUCUGGCCUAAAGGUGACAGCUGCUCCGGAGGCUAAAGCCGUGUCUCCCGUUAUCGAGGAAACUCCCAUYGGCUCAAUAAAAGAUAAGGUGAAAGCUCUUCAGAAAAAAGUGGAAGAUGAGCAAAAAGUACGGUCAAAACUGCCCGUCCGAGUUCCRGCAAAAGAAGGCCCUGCUGAAAAGGCACCUAAAAAGCCAGUGCAGGUCAAAAAGCCGGCAGCACACAAACCCCAGCCACCUGUSUCACCUUCUUCUAAGACAGAGAGACUCGAGGAGACCAUGUCUGUUCGGGAAUUGAUGAAAGCCUUCCAGUCAGGGCAAGACCCAUCCAAGAACAUUUCUGGACUCUUUGAGCAYAAAUCUGUCAAACAGAAGCCACAGGCCCCUGAGAAGGAAACACCCCGCAAGAAAACAACUCCCUCGCAGAGCGAAACGAGGCGGGUGUCAAACCUCAAGACAGACAAACAGAAGGACAAACCAAGCACGGUGUCAAAAACAGAGAAAGAGCCACUAUCAAAGAAAGGAAAAACACAAACUUCUACUGUUGAAACUGCCAAGAAAGCUGGUGGUAAAGACCAAGUAAAAGAGCAGAGCAGCAAAAAACCAACCGAACCUCUCCCUCCGGUAAUAGUGAGUGAAAGUGCCAAAGAAUCGGGGGCUGGGAAGGACAGGACUUCUGAUGAUCAAGGAGAUCCUGACUUCCAGAUCAGCCCUGACAGGAAAACCUCAACAGACUUUUCUGAUGUCAUUAAAGAAGAGCUUGAGGGUAAUGACAAAUACCAACAGUUCCGACACCUGUCAGUGACAGAGGAGGGAGAGCUUAACUUGGAGCAGGUACUGACCAGUCCAUUYGCUGCUGCUUUUCCCACAGAGUAUGGGAAAGAUGAAUUCCUUCCUGCUCUUUCUCUGCAAAGUGCUGCUCUYGAUGGGAGCUCAGAGAGCCUUAAACACGAAGGCGUGGCUGACUCUCCAGGCAGCCUMCUGGAUGGAACCCCUCAGAUCAGCUCUGAGGAAAGUUACAAACAUGAGGGUCUGGCAGAGACUCCUGAAACGAGCCCAGAAAGCCUUUCAUUCUCACCAAAGAAAACUGAUGGGCAAAUCGAGGAAGCUAAAGGAGCGGCUAAAGUACAUGCAACAGCAGAAACACRUUCUCCGAAGGAACACUCCUCAAAGGAAGAUGAAAAAGGUAUUACUGAGAGACAGCUAGAUGCUGUUGCCGAGACUAGUGAGUCUCGUUCUGACCAUGUAUCAGAAGAGAGUAUACCUCCAGCCUCUGGAGAAGAGGCUGAUAAACUUAAAGAAAGUAGCUCAGCUUCCAUUAUGAAAGAUAUUAGCAGGGAUAAAGAAUCCAGAACCACCGCACAUUUCACUAAGUCUUCUGAAACACAUGACACUGCUUUAGAGAAAGAAAAAGAUGUAGCCUGUGAACGCCGCCUUACAGUUAGAAGUCCCCAGAAAUUGGAACUUGCACUUGCUAGCCAUGAUAGUGAAGGCUUUAGCCCAGUUGCAGAUGACUCUUUGACUAUAAGUCAUAAAGACUCCCUGGAAGCGAGCCCAGUGCUCGAAGAUAACUCAUCACACAAAACACCCGACUCCUUGGAGCCCAGUCCUAUGAAGGAGUCCCCCUGCCGUGAUUCUCUUGAAAGCAGCCCCGUAGAACCAGCAGUGAAGGCUUGUAUUUUGGGGCAGGGUYCUCUUCAGUCUGUUCUUAGCAAAGCAGAAGCCUGCCCAGAGCUGGCAUCGGUGCGCUCCAGGAUUCUCCGUGACCCUGAGGGAAGUGCUGAUGAUGACAGUCUAGAGCAAACAUCCCUCAUGGAGAGUUCAGGGAAAAGCCCUGUUUCACCUGAAACUCCUAGUUCUGAAGAAAUUAGCUAUGAAAUCACACCUAAAAUGGCAGACAUACCAAAGUCAGCCACGAUUCCYGAAGUCAACGAAGAACCGGAGGACAAUUCGGAAAGUGAACCAAAGAAGAGAUUCACCCCCGAAGAAGAGAUGUUUAAAAUGGUSACCAAAAUCAAAAUGUUUGAUGAAUUGGAACAAGAAGCAAAACAGAGGAGAGAUUACAAAAAGAGUCGUAAGCAAGAUGAAUCUUCUGUGGUUGCCAAUUCAGAAGCCUCAUGUGAAGCUCAAGCACCAAGGCCAACAGCUGCAGUAGAAAAAGACAUACCCACAGUGGUGACACCUACAGCUGAAUCUAGAAAAAGUUCUUCCUCUUCUGAAAGUGAGCCAGAAUUGACUCGGCUCAAAAAACAAGCUGACUCAGGCCUCUUAAUGGAGCCUGUGAUCCGAGUGCAGCCACCCUCACCUUUACCAUCCGGUAUUGACUCCAGCUCUAGCCCCGACGAAGCAGGUUUCCAACCCAUCGAUUCCCAGCCGUGCUCUGUCGGGAUAGGUGAGGCUAAAGCAGAAGGCAAAUGUGGCAAAGAGGAGCCGCUUAUCCUUGGACGCAGCUGUGAGGCUUCAACGGGCAGUUGUCAUUCCGAUGGCUGUGCGUCAGCAGGAGGUGCUGAGUCAAAAUGUUGUGAUGGUACAGGUGGCUGUGAGACAGUCAGUCCUGAUGCCCCGGUCACACGAUUUGGGGCUACUUUCUGUCACUCCACCAGUGAUAGUUCUCAAAAAGAGGUUCUCACUGAAUCUUCACAAACAACUGAGCAGUGUGAUGCUGCUGAGAAAGACGCCAAAYCCACGGCACCGUUCCCACACAGGGAUCUCAUUUCCACGGGAGCUGCGUCAGAAAAGGCAGAUGGUCUUUCUUAUGGACACGGUACCAGCGAGUGCUCUGUUCCACGUGACGGCAGACUGGCCCAAGGUGAUACCACUGACCCUUCUGCUUCGGCGAGGGAUUCGGGACGAGCAGAUACAGGUUGUGAAACAUCUCACAAAGCAGGUCACGCUGAGGAGCCGCUAGCGGAGUGUUCAUCCCUAACCACUGACACAGUGGAACUYGACAGCUGUGUAGCAGAUGCCGCCGAUGGUAGCUCUCCGUAUAUAGUGAGCCCUUAUGAAAAUGUGUCUUCUGGACAUUUCUUUAUUGACUCUGAAAGUGAGGUCGGGUCUGGUAGAAGUCUGCUGUCCAGGGAAACCUAUUCUGUUGCAGAAGGGAAAGAUCAGACUGGCGAAGCUUUGCUUAGCAGAGAUAUGGGCAGUGAAUAYUGCUCCUCAGAGGAAAUGUACAUGGAGAUAGAGCCCAAACCAGAGGAUGAAUUUCAGACAGUGUCACAAGGGGCUCUGGCCUCAGAUUCGACAAAAUUAUCUGAAUCUGCCCUUGAGGAUAUGAGAGAUGAAACAGAGAAAUURAUGGGUCAGGUUGUCAUCACCAGAACCGAUGUGGAUUCUGAUAUGUGGAGUGAAAUACGUGAAGAUGAUGAAGCUUUUGAAGCUCGGGUAAAAGAAGAGGAACAAAAAAUAUUUGGAUUGAUGGUAGACAGGCGAUCCCAAGGCACGACCCCUGACACAACACCGGCCAGGACACCCACUGAAGAAGGGACACCGCUCAGUGAACAAAAUCCAUUUCUUUUUCAGGAAGGCAAGUUGUUUGAGAUGACUAGAAGUGGAGCCAUCGACAUGACCAAAAGGAACUACCCAGAUGAAAGUUUUCACUUCUUCCAGGGUGGGCAGGAGCCUCAGGAAGAAGUUUCUUUAUGUGAAGAAGUGAAAGAAGCAGCAGAGGUGGAGCCUUCAAACCUGAAGGGCUCACCAGACCCAUUUGCACCUUCAGAGUUAGAGGAGUCAGAUAUACAAGAACAAGAURCAUUGAAAUAUUCACCCCCAUCACCCGAGUCUGGUGAUAGAUCUGAAGARAUGAUGGGUGAAGGUGCCAGCACAGGCAAUGCAAAAGCAGAUCUUAAAUCCAGAAUUCCAAUUAAAAUGGGUAUUUCAGCUUCUUCAAAAUCACCAAAGAAAGAAACUGCUGCCUCUGAAGCUGAGCCCCUCUCUGGAAUGGAGACCGACAUGGUCGAUAGCAGUCAGGUGCCUUGCCCCAUCUCUCCCGAGCAGUGUGCGGUAGAAGAUGAAUUAAAUUUUUCCAAAGUCACUCGAUCAAUUAGUUCUGAACAGGGUGAGGAGUCCCCAGACUCUUCCCCAGAGGAACAGAGAUCUGUGAUCGAAAUCCCCACUGCUCUAAUGGAGAGUGUGCCUUCUUGUGAAAGCAAAUCCAAAAUCCCUGUAAGAACAGCUGCUGCYGCAUCGCAAUCCUCGCAACAAUCAGAGAACGAGAGCCUUUCCCCGGAUGACUCCCUAGACAGUUCACAGUGUGAAGGAAAAGAUGACCAAGCAAAACCAAAGUCUAAAAUUCCCGUGAAAACMGCUUUCCAAAAAGCCGAACCUCAACACUCGUACGCGGACACGUCCGUCCGCAAGCCGGAGUCGCCCAAAGCGCUCGACGUGACGAGCGCGGUCCCUGCGAAACCAGAAAGCCGGAGUAAAUCAGAGUCUGACGCCAGCAGUCCUGUGGACCCAAAGAGCAAACGUUCCAUCAAAGCUAGGAGUUAUGCUGAGGCAGAGGCAGAGGCCAGGGAGAGGGAGAGCGAGAYCAAGUUUGAGCUAGACUCAGAUGAGGCAACAACAGCAAGAUCGAAGGUAUUUUCUUCACGGUUGCCAGUUAAAAGCAGAAGCACUACAGGCUCCCGCGGUGCUUUUAGUCCCACAAAAGAAAGUAAGGACCAUUUUUUUGAUCUUUACAAAAACUCCAUAGAGUUUUUUGAAGAAAUUAGUGACGAAGCUUCUAAAUUAGUGGAAAGACUCACGCAGUCAGAGAGAGAACAAGAAUUAGUUUCAGAUGAUGAAAGCAGUAGYGCCCUAGAAGUUUCAGUUAUUGAAAAUGUGCCAUCCAGUGAGACUCAGCAGUCAGUUCCUGAAGACAUCUUUGACAUCAGACCCAUUUGGGAUGAGUCUGUAGAGACUCAGAUUGAACGUAUCCCUGACGAAAAUGUCCAUGACCGUGCUGAAGAUCAACAGGAUGAUCAGGAAAGGACAGAAGAAAGACUGGCCCACAUCGCAGAUCAUCUUGGAUUCAGCUGGACAGAGCUAGCAAGAGAACUGGACUUCACAGAGGAGCAAAUUCACCAGAUCCGAAUUGAAAAUCCCAAUUCCCUUCARGACCAGAGCCAUGCACUCCUCAAAUACUGGCUUGAAAGGGAUGGGAAACACGCCACAGAUACAAAUCUGACCCAGUGUCUCACAAAAAUCAACCGGAUGGAUAUCGUUCACCUGAUGGAGACCAGCGGCAUCGACUCCACGCAGGGCCACGGCAACCGCACCUACACGGACACGGAGCAGUCCAUAGCACUGGACCAUAGUGAAGGRUUUUCUGCACUGCAAGAAGAAGUGUACAGCUCGAGACACAAGCAAGAAUCCCAGAGAGUAUCUAAGGACAGCGAGCAAACCGAGCACCCYCCUCUGGUCUCCGAGGAAGACGUGUCUGUCAGUUAUUCCCCGUUCCAGGACAGUACUCCCAGGAGCGAGGGAGAAGUGUCCAUGGCUGAGCUUCUGAGGCAAGCACACAAGGAACAAGUAGAAGCUGAAUUCUCAGGGAAACCCCAAGAUGUGCCAGGGAAACCAUCUGCUUCACAACAGGAAUAUUUUGCCACGACUGCAGGAACGUCCGUGGUAGCUGGAAAAGCAGCGAGCGGAAAAUCUGCGCACUCAGCCACGGCAAAGGGAGAGACACAGAAAGUGCCCCCUCAGCCUCCAUCCUCUGCACCAAGAGGGGACUCCCCCAUCAUCCAGGAGCCCGAGGACCCCCAGCUCCACCAGGAACACCUCUCUCCAAGGAGAUCUAGUCUCGUCAUAGAGGAGUCAACUGAGGAGCAGACAGAGAAGUCUGGAAGGGGCUACGAAGAGCAAUCUUUAGAAAAGGAAUUAGCAGAGGAAUUAGGUGGGCUGGAGCUCACCUCGGAUGAGGACGAGAUGGUCACCACCAGGGUYGUUCGGCGCCGGGUGAUCAUUCAGGCUGAUAGUAUGCCUGAAAUGCCAGCAGAAACAGUCACAGAAGAGCAGUACACAGAUGAACAUGGCCACACAGUGGUAAAGAAGGUGACUCGCAAGAUCAUCCGGCGAUACGUUGCUGCAGAUGGCACGGAAAAAGAGGAAGUAGUAAUGCAGGGAACACCGCAAGCCCCCGUCACGGUGSAGGAGGGAGAUGCUUAUUCCAAAGUGGUGAAGAGGGUUGUGCUGAAGAGUGGCAGUGAGCACUCAGAGGUGAGCCUGUCUGAACCUGCCGUUCUGUCUAGUGCCUCCAAAUUCCAGUCCGAACCAGUGGAGGGCCGGAAAGUCAGCAAAGUCAUAAAAACCACUGUAGUGCACGGAGAGAGGACAGAGAAACACCUGGGGGAUGCCAGCCUGGCUUCUGAUCUUCCGUCAGCCAAAGAGGACUUCGAAGAGGCUUUGAGCUACGCAGGUGACCACAUGACAGUCCAAGUGCCUGCUUUAGUAGAGAAAGAAAUCAAGAGAGAAGAUGGAUCAGUAAUUAAAAGGACAAUACUAAGUAAAGCCAGCACAAAGAAGAGGACCGUGAUGAAGGACCGCUAUGGAAAACAUGUUCACCUAGAAGAGCUGGAAGGCACCCCAGAAGMGCUCCCCAGGGAUGACCUCCAACAGGACCUGCAGCAGCUCCUUAGGCACUUCUGCCAAGAUGACUGGACACAGGAGGCCAAGUGAGAAGCAGCCACCRUGCAACCCCUCCUGUACGCAGCCGUCACCAUCCCUGGGUAGCAGACUCAUCACCGCUGCCACUCACUGCCGCUUCUACCCGUGCAGCCACAGUGAAUUCAUUUCUCCCCCAUCCCAAAUUUCAUUUUGUGAUGUUAUUAUUUUUUACCCUGUAAGAUAAUUUGUGACCAAAGAUAGCAUCCUUCAGGCAGGAUGAUUUAUCCGCCASGCUGGCGCCCUGUCAGCGUUGCCACUUGUCCCCUUCGCUCUGGCGCUCGCUUCCUGACAUGGCCCUUGCCAAGCAGACUUCAUCUACAGGCCUCUUCCACUGACUGUGUACGUGCACCAUGAAAUGGAGUUCACGUGUAAACUGUAAAUAGCAGAGGAUUUGAACUCACGAGACAGCAGAACACUCACUGCCCAUCGGUAUCGUGGGUUACGAGGUGUAGUGGCCCUGCGGAACGGCGACGGAUCACGGAACGGCACCGCCCAGACUGCAAAUGCUGACUGACCCGGGAGGAAGCACAGCAGAGUGACUGAGUACUGAGACUGUUURUAGAUCUGGUCUAGGCAAAGGCAGCUGUUCAUGUGAAUCACAGCUGACUGUGGCCAUGAAUAGUGCAGACACCUUCAGACAGCCACUGAAUCAUUUCCAAAACAAAAGGAAAGAAAAAUAACCCCACUAGGUACCCAACUUGCUAAGCAGCUCUAUCUACGGCACGGUUGCAUAUGGCAUUAAAGCCUAUAGCUCGGGACCUGUGGCAGGGUGUAUUAAACAAUUGUUACUCCAGUAGUUUCCCGUUUCCAUCACCGCUUAGCCAACCUCAAUGACCGACUGGGGGUGCUUCCUGUUGGCCACUGCACUGUAGAUAACUAUGGGACAAAGACUUACCCACUAUACAAGGAGAAUAAUUAAUUCACCGUGUUUUAUCGAGAUUGCCUAUUAGCCGAUACACGCAUGCGGCAUUUGAAGGUCAAAAGCAAACCCUCCUAGAACCAUGUCAGCUUCUUGGCCCUCUUAGCACUGAGCGAGCAGUUUUUAUCUUCUGAUCAAGUGUUUUUUAAAGAACAAGUGCUCACAAUCCUUGGCAGCCGGUUUCUGUUCAUAUUUUGUUAUGUAACUAUAUAUAAUAUAUAUAUAUUUCUAAACYGACCCUCUGAAAACCACGAUGGCAUGUCUGCACUUUUAUUUUCCGAAAGGGGAACGUAGGGAUUUGAUGCUUUGGGUGUUCUAUACCUUAAUAUUUAAUGGAGGGAGCUCUGUAGGGUUUUAGCAUGACACRCAUACACACGAACACACCAACUUAAUGUUUUUAAACAGCUACUUCAUUUUUUUAAUAGUAGACUCAACACCAGAAUAAAAUUGACCCUCUCCUUUAGGAGCAAUCCUUUGUCCAAGCUUAUCUGGCCUUCUACAAUUAUAGGGUUCUUUGGCUUUUUUUUAACGACUCACUCAGUGCUCAGAACAAGGGCACUUCCUCAUUAAGGUAACGAUGCCAAAAGCAUGGAAUCACCUCUGGAAUUCUGGCUUCCUGUGGGCAGAACCACCUGAGGUGCCGUGCUGACACUUUUUGGGCAGGCAAGAAAGGAAACUAAAAGAAAAAAAGUGUUUUGGCAGCCAAACCGAAUGAGACCCGUGACAAAACAUCUCACAGCAAAUCGUGGCUUCCUGACUGUCUGAGACAGCACAGGAGGGUCUUCAAGGAUGGGGCUCUCAAGAAGUGCAUUUCUGUUGUGUUAUUUGCGGUGCAGAUGAUGUUCUGUGUAACAGCAUAAUGGUUAUUCACCUCUUAUUUUGAUUUUUUGCUGUGUUAUCAGAGAACUUGAAUACUGUGAGAAGAAGUGAAUUUUAAGUUGAUGAAUCAGCAUCUUGUUCCCAUGGUGAUAACACUAAUUGAAUAUAUCUAUGAGGGCAUGUAUUAGUUAAAAAUUUAAAAGAUACAACACUAACAAUACAUAGCUGCAAUGUGUACAAUGGCUGAUUUAACUAAAUAAAAAUGUACAAGUGUUAAA
This is a messenger RNA of Malurus melanocephalus (red-backed fairy wren), 13884 nucleotides long. It is a transcript of the gene ANK2, whose product is annotated as ankyrin 2. The record is from RefSeq and is a predicted model, not a curated record. Gene Ontology annotation, molecular function: protein binding. The coding region runs from base 46 to 11880 and encodes 3944 amino acids. The transcript has 49 exons. Gene Ontology annotation, biological process: signal transduction; protein localization to T-tubule; regulation of cardiac muscle contraction. Lineage: Eukaryota; Metazoa; Chordata; Aves; Passeriformes; Maluridae. Gene Ontology annotation, cellular component: T-tubule.